AGCCGGCGCCUUGUUCGCGCAUACGAGUGUGUACGUACGGUGGUGUGGUUCGGUCGAGCAACAUCAAACGGAAUCCUGAAGCUGGCCGUGGUUGUGCUGCUGCCUCACCGCCGACGAUAGCAGCUAGCGCACUGUAACGAUCCGAUCGGGUUCGACGCGCGGUGUGUGUGUUUAUCAAUACGCACGCGUGCGCGUACUCGCGUAUCAACGCCUUCACCACCACCUGCCACUAAAAAGAUAGUUGGUGUGUGUGUAUGUGAGAGAGAGUGUGUUGGAGUGCAAUUGUAGUGUGUCCUAGUUGUGUGUGAUCGUGUAAUCCGCCAGGUAGAAGGGGCAAUUGUGUGGAAUUUUUGAAUAUUCGUUGUUGCACUAUUAAUUGGUGCAUUAAGAAAAUCUUCGUGAACUGUGUGAUAUGAAGUGAAAUUAAUUUUGCGUGCGGAAAUUGAAGUGCAUUUGAAUCAUCUGAAUCGUUAGUGGCAAAUGGAAACAGUGGCAAAUUAUCAUCAUUGACAUUUAUACGAAUAUUUGCAACGCGACCAACGGAUCGGUUCUACUUUGCAAAAGUCCCACACGGCAGACGAACACUCCGAUCGCGAGACGGAUCACGGUCGGGACGGUGAGUCGAGCGACGAGGGCGUUAAUGUGAAUCGCCCGUCGCCGGACGCAAAGAUGACAUCCGGCAUGGAGUUUGGCAGAAGUCCAGACCAUCACUCGGAGCUAAGCCAGGCAACGGCCGCUGCAGCAGCGGCAGCCGCAGCAGCAGCCGCAGCCGCCCAGUUCGGGGCCAACCAUCCGCUGGGCGUGCUGAGCAAUCUGACUGCGCUCAACAUGAACGUACCGGGGCUGUCCGGGCUGGCGUCGGGGCUGGCUGCGGGACACCAUGGGGACGUGCUCGAAAAGCUGAAGAUGCAGGUGCGCGACAUGAAGGUGGGCGCACUGAUGGGCGAACAAAUGGCGGCUGACUUUGCGGCGCUCCAUGCUGCCUCGUCGCCGUUCGGGGCCGCUCUCGCCGCCAGCACUGCCAACGGAGCCGGCAACGGCAUGGGCAUGUUCGGUUCCGGUAGAGAUGAUGCACGGGGUGGAAGUGGUGGGAGUGGUUCUAGUGGUGGUUCUAUGAAUGUUGGUAGCGGCGGAGGAGGAGGAGGUGGAGCUGCUGGAGGAGGUUCACAAGCGCAGACGGGGCCACAGAAUGGGAGCAAUUUUUCCUUCACCCUUCCGAAUGCACCGAUCAGCAAGGAUGGCAAUCCCGGUUCCAAUUCGUCAACCUCGAGUGAAACGUCGAACUCGUCGCAACAAAACAACGGCUGGAGCUUCGAAGAGCAAUUCAAACAAGUACGACAGCUGUACGAAAUCAACGAUGACCCGAAGCGGAAGGAAUUUUUGGACGAUCUGUUCCUGUUCAUGCAAAAGCGAGGCACACCCAUCAACCGUUUGCCGAUCAUGGCCAAAUCGGUGCUGGAUCUGUACGAACUGUACAACCUCGUUAUCGCACGCGGAGGGCUUGUCGACGUUAUCAACAAAAAGCUGUGGCAAGAAAUCAUCAAAGGACUGCAUCUACCUUCCAGCAUCACCAGCGCUGCAUUUACCCUACGAACACAGUACAUGAAGUAUCUCUAUCCGUACGAGUGCGAGAAGAAGAACCUGAGCACACCGGCAGAACUGCAGGCGGCCAUCGAUGGAAACCGGCGCGAGGGUCGUCGCUCUAGCUAUGGCCAGUUUGAUUCGCCCUCAGUGCAACGUUCGCCGAUUCCGCAAGGCAUUUCGCAGAUGCCGCCCCUGUCGCUGGUGUCGCACGUCAACCAGCAGCAGCACCAUCACCGGCUGCUGCCACCGGUCGGCCAAAUACCGAACAUGCUGCCGGCCGAGUUCGAGCAGCGCAUGCUGAACUACAUCAAGAUGUUCCAGCCGAAGGAGAUGGGCCGCUCGCAGAGCCCGGACAAGCUGUCCGCCCUGAACGCGAUCGACAUUUCGCGCGUUGCCCUGUGGAACAUGUACAACCCCAGCCCGAACAGUCCACCGAACUCGCUCAACACUAGCCCGGAAAACAAUAUGCAAAGUGCUCUCGAUCUGUCGGAAUCGCCCGAUCACGCAAUGGCAGCGAUCAAGCGCGAACGGGACCACCCGGUCGACUUUAGCGAUCCGCGUGACUACGGCAACGGGCUGGGACCGCCGGCCAAGCGCAGCCACCAUCAUCACCACUCGCACCAUCACAACCGCUCGCUAACGCCCCAGAAGCUAAACAGUUCCUCGCAGGACGAAGAUGACGCCCGGUCGGACAGUACACCGGUCAACCUGCGCGAGAAUGGGUCGCACGGACGUCGUGCCACGCUCGACGACGACGGUGACGACGAGGAGGACGAAAUGGAGGACGAAACGACCGACGAGGACAUGCUGCGGGCAUCGUUUGCUGCGGCCGCCGCCGCCGCUGCCGUCAACCAGCACCCGCUCGCGCUCAGCCUUGCCGAUCACCAUCUUCAGCAGCAGCAGCAGCAGCAACAACAGCAGCAGCAGCAACGUGAGCGAGAACGUAUCCAGCAGCAGGUGGUCGCCCAGCAACAGCAGCAGCAGCAGCGCGAACAGCAACACAGUCUCGCCACGCUCGAUCUGAGCAUACUGGACCGCGAGCGGCUACGCUGUGACAGUGCCGACAAGCUGAAGCGCCAAAGCCAACAACAGCAGCAACAGCAGCAACAGCAACAACAGCAGCAGCUGUUGGAUCAGCAUCAUCUGCACCAAAGGCAAUUGCAGCACCAGCAGCAGGCGCGUGUUGCGCGCGAACUGCGCAAGCACGAGAACGGUGAUCGGCUCAGCCUGACGCCGGACAGCAGCGAGCUGCUGCACCACUCGAAGAAUCAUCUAUCGACGAGCGGUGGCGGUGGUGGAGCCGGUAGCGAUCCGUUCAGCUCUCCGCUUGGCAUUACCGGCAUGCAGUUUAAGCUGAUCAGUCGAGGUGACGCUAGCAAAGGCGACCAGAAGCUGGUGGUCACGAUGGAGUUCAAUGGCGUCCAGUACGAGGGUGUCCUGUUCGCGAACCCGCUCUCCUCCGCCAACCUGUCAGCGCCGCCGGCCUCGACGCCGCCCUCCUCGUCCGUGUCGGCUACCUCAGCCUCCCCGAUCGGUUCCAUGGUAUCGCCGGUCAAGUCCAGUGCCGCCGCCCACAUCGCGUCACCCCUGGACGAGCGUGAUUCGUCCGCGUCUGCGAACAUUGACGUGGCGGCGAUGGGCAGUGCACUGGCCGCAACCGCAACCGUGACCAGCAACGCCAGCAGUAAUGCCACCUGCAUCCAGCAGCAACCACUGGACGGUGCAGUAUCGCCACCUGCAGCCCUCUCGAUCACUGCACCUUCGGUUGGUGCCUCAAGCCCUGCCAGGUCGUUAGUUUCAUAGGCUGGCAAAGACGCUUCGACGACCUCCCUCCCAAGCGCUCUCUUUUCCCUUCACUCUCUCCCUCUCACUCUCUCUAUCUCUUCUUCUCUCUUUAUCAAGACAAGAGAACGGCUCGCUGAAAAGGAUAUAAAAACGAUAGGAUUACAAAAAAAGGCGCUCUCUUCUAUAUGAUCCUCACCUCGCUUCUGGUUUAAAUGCGUUACAAGUCCGCUUUCCCUCUUUGUUUGUGCCUCGAGGAGGGGAUGGGGGGGGGGGGAUUGGGAGGAUUGGAAUCUUAGCAGUAGCUCCGAUAGAGAUGCUAUUUUAUUUUUUUAAUGUAAUAAUACACACACGAAUGUUUGUAAGCAAAGGGAGUAACUUAUACUGUUAGCAAGGUUAGCGCGUAAACGAAUUGCGAUUGAUUAGGGCCGCCCCUUCCUAUACCGUUUUAUCGACUUGACAUGAUAUCCUUGUAGAGUUCACACACACACAUACACGGUUUAUGAUAUAUUAUAUACAUAGAAGGUACGUUUUUUAUCAUUUUAUCCGCAUAACGUGCGGAGUGUUAAGCGUAAGGUGAUCGUCGUUAAUUUUGUGGCUCGAAAUGUUUCUCUUAAAAAACUGUUCCAUAAUGCAGCUAAAGCAUUCGAGUGCAUGUCACAGUGUGUGCAGCAUUGUGCAAUUACGGCGAGACACUGAGAGGAGGGAUUAAGGAUAUAAGGAGAGCGAGCGCAUUAUAAAACGACUUACUCUCUAUCUCUCUCUCACAUACUGAACGAUGAUCAAAAUGUAACUGAUAGCGAACAAAAAGCGCAUCGAGAAUCGAGGAGCAAAAGAUGCAGCAGAAAAAGCUUAACAAAUAUAGUCUCUAGCCUAGGAGUGUUCGAUGGUAUAGUUUUUUUUUGUGGUAGUGUUAGUAGCAAGUAGGAAUGUUUUACGAAAAUGUCUUCUUUACUUAACUUUUAUUGCAAUGUUGUGCGUGUAUUUUUUUUUAAUUAUAUCGAACGCGUUCGAAAGCGCAUUUGGAUAGGCUUAGAGGAGGGACAAACAGAGGAGAGAGUGAGUGAGAGAGAAAUAAAGAGAGAGAUGAGAGAAAGAGAAACAGAGGCAAAUGUCCUGAGAUACUAAACCCUCGCGAACGAUUUAAUUAAGUGCUUAAGUUUUACUCUUACUGUCCCUUUUUUUAUUUCGCAUUAAAAUUGUAAACCCAUCGGAUACAUAGUUAGGUGGAGAUGGCAAAUAGUUUUAUUAUUUUUUAUAUCAUCCUUUUUCUUCCUCCUUUUGCAUUCUUCGCUACUUUUCCUUUUUUUGUUUUUAAUUUGCUCUUCUUCCGAACCAAAAAUUAUGUUUAAUAAGCCAAUUGACGAUUGCGACGUGUACGUGUUUCCUUUAACUUACACUGUGUUAAGUGUGCUUUUUUUUCUACGAACCUAUUUCCCUUAAUUACUUCUACUCUUCUCCUGUACAAACACCCUACACCGGACACUGGUGCUUAAAUAAGAAAUCAUGAACAUGAUACAGAGCUAAACAAAGCAGGACACACGUUUAUACGAAAUUGUAUUUUGUAGUUUCUUUAAUUGUGUUUUAGUGGUUCCGUUUUCUUGUUCUUUUUUUUUCUUUUACAAAAUCAGAAAGCUAGCCAAAAAGAAAAAGAAAAAAAUACGGAACGCUUAGUAGUAGUAGUAGCGCGCGUUAGUAGGGAAUUUGCUCUCGUAGUACACGACACAGGUUGGUUUAAUAAUGUAGCAAUCCAUUAGCACAGCAUACAAAAACUAUAACUUGUACAAUAUACAUAAGCGAUAGGGUGGUCGACAGAGAGACAAACAAGAGGGCAGGAAUGUGUGACGAAUGUUAAAGAAAAGAAAAGGAAAAAAAUGCAUACUGAAUCUAGCCAGAGCAAGCAAAAAUAAUGAAAAAGAAAACGGGAAUAUAUGCAACUACAUUAAUCAGCAAUCUUAGUAGCACUAUGACUAAAGCAAAAAAUAUGCAAAGCCCCCCCGAAUUAGGCGUAUAAUGUUUAUCUCUAUGCAGCUGCCGCUAAAAGCAGUAAUAGAAGUAGUUGUAGUAGUAGCAGUAGUACAGGUAGUAGUGACAGAUAGUGAUAGUGAAAUUAUUCAAAGUUGCAUAUAAUUCAUGUGGCGCUUUUUCCAGACCCACCCACAACAUCCCACAUAAGUCGGCGCUGGUAGGAUGAGUUUUUCCCUCCUGUUUCUCUUCAUUGUCGUUUCGUUAGUUGCAUACCACGUUAGGGCAUAGCAGGCGGCUCUUCAGUUUUCCGUUCCGUACCGCGGAGACGCGUCACAGUGUGUGUGUGUGUGCGUCUGCUGUUGCUGCUGCCAUGUGCGUGUCGAUGUGUACGCUCCAGUACGCGAAUGCUAGUGGAGCAGGAGGGGGGAGGGAAUGGGGGGUUCGAAGAGACAAUGUGCUCUCUGUUACACCUUUCCCUAUAAUAUUUGAAAUAAAUUAAUGCACUUGUAUUAAAACA
This is a messenger RNA of Anopheles coluzzii, 5851 nucleotides long. RefSeq names its product protein dead ringer (gene retn). Gene Ontology annotation, cellular component: nucleus. NCBI's taxonomy places the organism in Eukaryota, Metazoa, Arthropoda, Insecta, Diptera, Culicidae. The coding region runs from base 670 to 3387 and encodes 905 amino acids. The record is from RefSeq and is a predicted model, not a curated record. The transcript is spliced from 11 exons. Gene Ontology annotation, biological process: regulation of transcription by RNA polymerase II. Gene Ontology annotation, molecular function: DNA binding.